AUGUCCCGUGCUGAAGGCGAAGGUCAGUACUUUAUUCCCCAUCAUGCCGUGCACAAGGUCGAAGGUAACGAACUCAAGUUGCGCGUAGUCUUUGAUGCGUCUGCCAAAUGUCAUUCCGGAAUAUCCCUCAAUCAGUGUUUGUUGGUUGGUCCAAAGUUGCAACAGGAUAUUGUUGAUGUCUUGGUCGGAUUCCGGAUGCAUAAAGUCGCAUUCACUACGGAUAUAUGUAAAAUGUAUCGGCAGAUCGAUGUAUUGCCGCAAUACCGGGGAUACCAGUAUAUCCUUUGGAGGGAUUCGCCGCAGGUGUCGGUGAAAGAGUAUACUCUCAACACAGUUACGUACGGUGUGAAUAGUGCUCCGUAUCUCGCUUUACGGGUUCUUCGGUAUAUUGCUGACAACGACUGUGAAGCUCUUCCAGACGUCAAGGCCGCAUUGUACAACCAAACCUACAUGGACGACAUCUGUGUCGGUACAGAUUCGUUGGAGGCUGCAAAAGUGCUUCAGUCUGACCUGAUAAAGACGCUCGCCAAAUCCGGCUUACAACUGAAGAAGUGGGCCAGCAAUAAUCCAGAUUUGCUGUCACAUCUACCAGCGGAAGAUUGUUCAAGAGAUCCCUUGACUUUCGACCAGGACGAUGCUUCACAGGUGUUAGGCAUGCGGUGGAAUCAUGGAAAGGAUUAUUUCUCAUUCAGUUCCAAAAACUUUAGAAUGACCUUAACUAAGCGCGGUGUACUAUCCAUGAUAGCUAGGAUCUUCGAUCCACUGGGCUUGCUCGCCCCGUCGAUCUUUUACGCUAAGACAAUCAUGCAGCGUGUGUGGCUCGCACACAUCGGAUGGGACGAUCAACUUCCGUCAGAUUUACUUGAAGAAUGGAGCAAUUUUUAUUUCUCGUUAGGAUGGCUCACGGGAAUCAAGAUUCCUCGCUUCAUCGGUUGCUCUUCCGGGUGUAGCUAUGAAUUGUGUGGUUUCUGUGACGCUUCAGGAAAGGGAUAUGCUGCGGUUGCUUACCUUCGUGUGACUGAUCCGUCAGGAGGUACGCGUGUAUAUCUUAUUGGAUCCAAGACCAAAUUAGCCCCGAUUAAGGCCGUGACCAUUCCGAGACUAGAACUUUGUGGGGCAGUGCUAUUGGCACUAUGGCUGUGCAGAUUGAAACGAAUUUUGGAGAACAAAUUGGUGAUCAAGGGGACGUUCGCGUGGACGGACUCAACCAUUGUGCUCGCAUGGUUGAGUAACCCCCAUUCGUCGUUCAAGACCUUUGUGUCCAACAGAGUCCAUCAGAUCAAGUCAACGGCUCCCGAUUGUCAGUGGUUUCAUGUCAGCUCAGAGGAGAAUCCAGCUGAUUGUUGUUCAAGGGGUCUCCGUCCUUCAGAUCUUGUGAAGUCAGAUAUUUACUGGAAGGGUCCUGCGUUUCUAGCAACAUCAGUCGAAAAUUGGCCGAAAGAAGUCGUGAGUCUAGCGUUAGAUCAGCUACCGGAAGUCAAGCCGGUAUGUUUGCUGACACAAGUUCGAUCUUCUUCGGAAUGGUUUGCGCGAUUUUCUUCGUUUGAUAACAUGAUUAGAGUGGUAGCUCGACUACGUCGUUUUGUGUUCAGAUGUCAAAAGAAGGAGGUCCAAUCGGGUUUUUUGCAGCAGUCGGAGUUGGAUGCUGCAUUGAUUGCUGUGGUCAAAUGUGCACAGGUGUGCUUCUUGCGUGAAUUGGUUGAAUGCUUAACCAAAGGUAAAGAGAUUAAACAUAAAUCGUUGGCUCGUCUUUCUCCUUUCUUAGACUCAGUUAGAGUAGUUCGUGUAGGAGGUCGGCUGAACAAUUCGAGUUUGUCUCAGCGUAGAGUUUACCCUAUGCUCAUACCAAAAGAAUCUCAUCUUGCAAUGCUCAUUGCUGGACAUUGGUAUCGUUAUGCCUGUCAUGCUAGUCCUCGGUUACUUACUGCAAUUGUAUCGAGACGAUUCUGGAUCAUUAACAUUCGCUUAGUUGUUCAUCGGGUGAUCCGAAAGUGUACAGUUUGCGUACGAGUCGCAACAGUUAACCCCCAACCUCAGAUGGCAGAUCUGCCAGAGUUCCGAGUUCGGGAAGCUCCUCCGUUCUCUGUUGUUGGCAUUGAUUAUGCGGGACCUCUGCAGAUGAAAGAGCUAAGUUUCCGUAAGGCUCGUAUUUGCAAAGUAUAUGUAGCAGUAUUUGUUUGUAUGACUACCAAGGCGGUACAUUUGGAGUCAGUUACUGCUCUGUCCACAGAUGCGUUUUUGAUGACGUUGGAUAGGUUCGUUGCUCGUCGUGGCUUACCUUCGUAUAUCUAUUCGGACUGUGGCACUAAUUUUGUUGGUGCAGCUAAGCAGUUGCGUCGGUUGAUCAACCACCCUGACCAACAGGAUAGGAUCUCAGGUCACUUACCGUGCGAAUGGCAUUUCAAUCCCCCUGGUGCUCCCCAUUUUGGUGGGAUUUGGGAAGCCGCCGAUAAAAAUCAAUACUGCUACUAUCCAAUUGCCGAUCAUUUAUAA
Molecule: messenger RNA, 2493 nt
Organism: Aphis gossypii (cotton aphid)
Lineage: Eukaryota; Metazoa; Arthropoda; Insecta; Hemiptera; Aphididae
Exons: 1
Coding region: 1-2493 (830 amino acids)
Molecular function (GO): nucleic acid binding
Source: RefSeq, a predicted model, not a curated record